AAGAAAAUGGGCAUCGAAGGCAACUGAUUGACUCUACUGCGUGUGGUAUUAUUAUUGUAUAUUACCUUAAUUUAUUUCGGCCUUUGUUUCUGAUCCAACCUUUGCGCUCUCUCUGUUCUAGCUUUGCUUCUCUCUCUCUCUCUCUCUCUCUGUUUAUCUGCGGCACCGUGUAAGAGAGAUGGGUGCGCUGCGAUCAAGCUCUGUAGCGGUGGAUCAUGAAGGAAACGACGCACAGAUCCCUGAAGAAGAAGCACACCAUGAUCAGAAGGACCUUGAUGCUGGUGCUCUCUUUGUUCUUAAAUCCAAAGGAUCAUGGGUGCACAGUGGUUACCACUUGACAACUUCAAUUGUUGCUCCACCUCUCCUAAGUCUUCCAUAUGCUUUUACCUUCCUCGGAUGGGCGGGUGGAGUUCUGUGCCUCGUCAUUGGAGGCCUCGUCACUUUCUAUUCAUACAACUUAAUAUCUCUGGUUCUUGAACACCAUGCUCAGCUGGGUCAUCGCCAUCUCCGCUUCAGAGACAUGGCUCAUGAUAUCUUGGGACCCAGAUGGGGCAGAUAUUAUGUAGGCCCAAUUCAGUUCAUGGUCUGCUAUGGUGCUGUUGUUGCUUGUACUCUUCUAGGAGGACAAUGCAUGAAGGCAAUUUACUUGCUAACCAACCCGAAUGGAACUAUGAAGUUAUAUGAAUUUGUGAUCAUAUUUGGGUGCUUCAUGUUGAUUUUAGCUCAAAUCCCAUCAUUUCACUCGCUGAGGCACAUCAAUUUGGUGUCAUUGCUUCUAUGCCUGGCCUAUAGUGCCUGUGCCACUGCUGGUUCCGUUUAUAUUGGAUCUUCCUCCAAGGGGCCUGAGAAGGACUAUUCCCUAACGGGCAAUACAGAGGAUCGCAUUUUUGGGGUCUUCAAUGCCAUCGCCAUCAUUGCCACAACAUUUGGCAACGGAAUAAUUCCUGAAAUUCAGGCAACGCUAGCACCGCCAGUGAAGGGGAAGAUGUUCAAGGGACUGUGUGUUUGUUAUGCAGUAGUCACGGUGACUUUCUGCAGCGUAGCCAUCUCUGGCUACUGGGCAUUUGGUAACCAAGCUGAGGGCCUCAUCCUCACCAACUUCUUGGACAACGGCAAGGCUUUAUUGCCCAAAUGGUUCAUUUUGAUGACCAACAUAUUCACCAUUCUCCAGCUAUCUGCUGUCGGUGUGGUUUACUUGCAGCCCACAAAUGAAGUGCUAGAAAGUACACUUGCUGACCCGAGAAGCUCCGAGUUCUCUGCCCGAAAUGCCAUCCCAAGGCUAAUCGCUCGGUCAAUAUCGGUUGUGAUAGCAACAAUUAUAGCUGCAAUGCUUCCAUUUUUCGGGGACAUCAAUGCGGUGAUCGGAGCAUUUGGUUUCAUGCCCCUUGACUUUAUAUUGCCGGUGGUGUUCUUCAACUUGACAUUUAAACCUUCAAAGCGGAGCCUCAUUUUCUGGUUGAACGUCACUAUCGCAGUUGUUUUCUCAACGUUGGGGGUUAUUGCGGCGGUUGCAGCAGUUAGACAAAUAAGCCUUGAUGCCCAAAACUAUCGGUUAUUUGCUAAUGUAUGAUCACGCAAGCAAACUUGUAGCAAGUCUCUCUUGUAUUUGCAUAUAUUUGCAAUUAUAUACUUUGAUUAUUUAAAGCAAUUUAUAUGUUCAUUUAGUA
Alnus glutinosa is the source of this 1667-nucleotide messenger RNA. RefSeq names its product GABA transporter 1. The coding region runs from base 179 to 1570 and encodes 463 amino acids. The record is from RefSeq and is a predicted model, not a curated record. Lineage: Eukaryota; Viridiplantae; Streptophyta; Magnoliopsida; Fagales; Betulaceae. Gene Ontology annotation, cellular component: plasma membrane. The transcript is spliced from 7 exons.